Penicillium canescens is the source of this 915-nucleotide messenger RNA. RefSeq lists its product as uncharacterized. Lineage: Eukaryota; Fungi; Ascomycota; Eurotiomycetes; Eurotiales; Aspergillaceae. The transcript has a single exon. The record is from RefSeq and is a predicted model, not a curated record. Bases 1 to 915 code for a protein of 304 amino acids.
AUGAAACUAUACUUGCUUGAUGCCGGAAUUAAGUGUCUCGACGCCCCAUUCGAUUCGGGCAGGAUCAUUGUCUGGGAACCAGGCACCGCGGCCCUUCAUGAAAUUGUGGGAAAGCAACGGUUACCAGACGGUAUUAUUUUUUCACGCCGCGAGGAUCGUCUUUACUGGACCAAUAUGGGGAUCCCAGAUCAAAAUGACGGUAGCAUUCUAUCCUGUAACCCUGAUGGGAGCGAUGUUCAGCAAGUGCUAGCUCCAGGCAAGGUCCACACACCAAAGCAGCUCAAAUUUGAUCACGAUUCGGGAAAGCUUUACUUUGCAGAUCGAGAAGGACUUAGAGUCAUGCGAUGCAAUACCGAUGGGUCUGAACUUGAAACAUUGAUCCAAGCGGGGGACUGGCAAAUGCAAAGGCACAAAGAAGACAAGUCAAGAUGGUGUGUGGGUGUAGCUAUAUCCACCCAGAACGGAAAGCUCUAUUGGUCACAGAAAGGUCCGUCCAAGGGCUCUGCGGGUCGGAUCUUUGCAGCCAAUAUCAGUAUCCCAACAGGCUACAAUGCUGAGAAUCGACCCGAUAUUACCUGUCUGGUCGGGGGCCUGCCUGAACCUGUAGACCUCCAUUAUGAGGAGCAGUCAAGCACUCUGUACUGGACGGACCGGGGCGAGCUGCCUUUGGGAAAUACUCUCAAUUACCUCAAUAUUUCCGACCUACAAGCGAGUGGAGCGUCGGGCCAUCAUAUCCUCGCAUAUCACUUCAACGAGGCUAUUGGAUUGACAAUGAAUUACCAUGACCAAGCCAUAUAUGUCACGGACCUUGGCGGUGGCAUAUACAGAUGUAGCCAGGAUGGCAGCGGCAAAAGGCGAAUGUAUGUAGGGGAAGAAAGUGCAUUCACUGGGAUCACUAUGUCCAACGAAGUCUAA